Dendrobium catenatum is the source of this 1535-nucleotide messenger RNA. RefSeq names its product ferredoxin--NADP reductase, embryo isozyme, chloroplastic. The record is from RefSeq and is a predicted model, not a curated record. NCBI's taxonomy places the organism in Eukaryota, Viridiplantae, Streptophyta, Magnoliopsida, Asparagales, Orchidaceae. The transcript is spliced from 6 exons. Gene Ontology annotation, molecular function: oxidoreductase activity. The coding region runs from base 121 to 1260 and encodes 379 amino acids.
GCAGUGCCCUCUGUACAGUCCUUAGCCGCCACUGCCCGCACCCAACCCUCAUGUUUCUUCGGUUCUCUCGCCCACGUCUGUAAGGAAGUCAAGACUCAACCCUAAGCAAUCUCAUCGAUCAUGGCGCACGCGUUAGCAGUUCAGGUUUCUCUUUUCGUACAGUCUGAAGCUGAUGGAUCGCUGAGGAGGUCGAGAUUGAAGUCCAUGAAUAAAAUAGGUUACCAUGAUAAGUCCUGGAUUUCAUGUACACCCUUGGACUUGAAAAGCAGGAUCACCUAUUCAAAAUGCCAAUGCAAGAUUGUGUGCAUGUCCGUGCAACAAGCCAACAGAAGGAAAGUUGCAGUUAACCCACCAGAGCUAGAGGAUGCUAAGGAGCCACCUCUCCACCUGUACAAGCCCAAGGAGCCUUAUACUGCAACCAUUCGUUCGGUUGAGAGGAUUGUUGGACCCGGAGCUCCUGGCGAGACAUGCCAUAUUGUAAUUAAUCAUGGAGGUAAUGUCCCAUACUGGGAAGGACAAAGCUAUGGUGUAAUACCUCCUGGUGAGAACCCAAAAAAGCCAGGAUCUCCCCACAAUGUCCGACUGUACUCAAUUGCAUCCACCAGGUAUGGAGACUCAUUUGAUGGCAAGACGGCCAGUUUAUGUGUCCGCCGUGCUGUGUACUAUGAUCCCGAGACCGGAAAGGAGGACCCUUCAAAGAAAGGUGUCUGCAGUAAUUUUCUUUGUGACGCAAAACCAGGAGAUAAGGUUCAGCUCACAGGUCCCUCUGGCAAAGUGAUGUUGUUACCUGAAGAUGACCCAACUGCCACUCACAUCAUGAUUGCUACUGGAACUGGAGUUGCCCCUUACCGGGGCUAUCUCCGGCGAAUGUUCAUGGAAUCAGUGACCACCUUCCAAUUUCGCGGCCUCUCUUGGCUCUUCCUUGGUGUAGCAAACACCGACAGCCUUCUCUAUGAUCAGGAGUUCAGCAACUACCUUCAGGAUUACCCCAACAAUUUCAGGUAUGUUACAGCUCUCAGCAGGGAGCAGAAGAACAGGAAUGGAGGAAAGAUGUAUGUGCAGGAUAGAAUUGAGGAGUACAGUGAUGAAAUCUUCAAGCUUUUAGAUGGAGGUGCUCACAUAUACUUUUGUGGUUUGAAGGGGAUGAUGCCUGGUAUACAGGAGACAUUGAAAAGAGUUGCAGAGCAAAGAGGGGAGAAGUGGGAUGAAAAGCUUGCUCAGCUUAAGAAGAAGAAGCAAUGGCAUGUUGAGGUUUAUUAAGAUAAUAUGAUUUGUUGAAACAGCUUAUGCUGAUAUUCUUAUUUCUAUCAUGAAUGGGGGUCUCUGUUGCUGCUCAUGUGAGUAGAAUGUAAUGGCUGAUCCAAUUAUUGAUCAAAAUAAUUGAAGCAAAGAUUUCUGAACUUUUUGGUUGUUUUUAUUGGAACUUGUGGUUCAAGAUUGGAUUGUAUUAAACAAAUCAUGUAUUAGCAUUGAAUUGUCAUUUCAAGUUGUACCCUAAACCCUAAAUCAAACAAUUUGGGUUAACUUGGAUUGAA